Trichoderma breve is the source of this 1605-nucleotide messenger RNA. RefSeq names its product amidohydrolase family domain-containing protein. Lineage: Eukaryota; Fungi; Ascomycota; Sordariomycetes; Hypocreales; Hypocreaceae. The transcript has 4 exons. The record is from RefSeq and is a predicted model, not a curated record. Gene Ontology annotation, molecular function: hydrolase activity, acting on carbon-nitrogen (but not peptide) bonds. Bases 1 to 1605 code for a protein of 534 amino acids.
AUGGCUUUAUCGCCGCUCCUUCGCUGGGGUUCCAUUAUCUCAGUUAUUGCAGCCGCGGUUUUUGCCUACUCUUUCCAGCAACAUCCGUUUCUGUUCACGGGUGUUCACAAUGACCCUCUUCCGGUAUAUUGCUACCAAAGUGUGAGGACUCAUGAUGCCGCACAUCCGUCUGCUGAAUGUUUCUCGGUGGAGGGUGGUAUGUUUCGCUACGUCUGGACCCAGGAUAGCAAAGAUUCUCUGCACCAAGUGAAAGGAGCCGACAUUACCGUUUCAGACGGCUAUGCGAUUCCUGGUCUCUGGGAUGGCCAUGGGCAUCUGCUACAGUAUGGAGAAUUUCUUCACUCGAUUGAUCUUUUUGGCUCCAAGUCACUCGAUGAAGUGAGAGAUCGCAUCAAGACAUACCUUGCCGCAAACCCCGGAGCCGGCACCAAAGGCCAGUGGCUUCGUGGUAUUGGAUGGGACCAAUCUGCCUUUGGGCGUAUGCCUACUGCUAACGAUAUCGAGCAAGACGACGAGCUCAGAGGAAUUUUCAUGAUGCUGGACAGAAUUGAUGUCCACUGCUCAUGGGUUUCACAGUCAGUGUUGAAUCUCCUCCCGGAUGAAAUCCCAGACGUUCCCGGGGGUGAUAUUAUUCGUGAUCCUGGCCCAGGAGUCUUCUGCGAUAAUGCCAUGGACAUGAUUAUGGCCCUAUGGCCGAAGCCCGGAGAAGAGGAGAAAGCUCGAGCCGUCAAGUCAGCUAUGAAGGAGUUGAACAAGGUUGGCCUGGUAGGAAUGCACGACGCCGGUGUGACGGCAGACAACGCUCGGCUGUAUUCUGAACUGGCAACUUCUCCAGAUUGGACUGUCCGAGUUUACAGUAUGUUGGAGUGUGCGAAGAGAAACACAUUUUGCCCCGAAGCCACUUCUCAAAUCAGUCUUUCAAACGGCAUGUUUGGAUUACGCAGCGUCAAACUCUUUGCUGAUGGAGCUUUGGGAAGCUGGGGAAGCGCCAUGCUUGAGCCAUAUAGUGACCACCCUUGGACUUCCGGAUCACUCCUAAUCAAUGCAUCAGCCCUUACAGAGAUCAUCCACCCCGAUGACCAGAAACGCAUGCACGCUCUCGGCAUCAUCCCUUCCAUUCAGCCCACCCACGCCACCUCCGACAUGAAGUACGCCGAGGAAAGACUCGGACCAAAGCGAACAAAAGAGGAAGCCUACCGCAUGAAGUCUGUACUCGACAUCAAACCCAUCCUUGGCAGCGACUUCCCCGUCGAGCCACCAAACCCGUUUCAAGGAAUUUACGCUGCGAUGACGAGGAAGAACCCGCACACUGGAUUAGGGCCUGACCCGAAGAACCCCUCGCAAGGAUGGCAUACGCAAGAGACUCUCAGCUUGGACGAGGCCCUUAUGGGCUUUACACAAAAUGUUGCGUAUGGAGCGUUUGUCGAACAAUAUGCAGGCGCAAUUAGGCGGGGUGCAUUUGCGGAUUGGGUUGUGCUUGAUGAGCCGCUGGAGGACAUGGAUAUCGAGAAGCUUCGCACACUCAAAGUAAGAGAGACUUGGGUGGCGGGAAGAAGAGUAUACUCCCGAGACGAGACACGAUGGCCCUUGUCAGAUUCCAAUUAA